This is a messenger RNA of Juglans microcarpa x Juglans regia, 795 nucleotides long. Its product is annotated as protein yippee-like At4g27745. The record is from RefSeq and is a predicted model, not a curated record. NCBI's taxonomy places the organism in Eukaryota, Viridiplantae, Streptophyta, Magnoliopsida, Fagales, Juglandaceae. The coding region runs from base 185 to 508 and encodes 107 amino acids. The transcript is spliced from 3 exons.
AAACGUGGAGCGUGUCAGCGAAUAGGUUGGUUGGCGCGUGAGUCUCGUCCGCCAACUCAAAAUAUUGCAGAAAAUUCUCUCACUCUCUCUCUCUCUCUCUCAUUUCAAAGUCCGAUGCCGGCUGCCGCAAUGAAUCUAUAUUAGAUUGGCAAAGGUUGGUGUUCGGAGCUGAAAUUGUCCGUUAAUGGCGGAAUUUAUCAUAGGGCCUCGAGUGUACAGCUGUUGUAAUUGUCGGAGCCAUGUUUCGCUUCACGACGAUAUAAUUUCUAAGGCCUUUCAGGGAAGACAUGGCCGAGCAUUUUUGUUCUCCCAUGCAAUGAACAUCGUGGUUGGACCAAAAGAAGAUAGACAUCUCCUGACUGGUCUCCACACUGUUGCUGAUAUCUGUUGUGCUGAUUGCAAUGAGGUUUUGGGUUGGAAGUACGAGCGAGCUUAUGAAGCAUUGCAGAAGUACAAAGAAGGAAAGUUCAUAUUUGAGAAGUUAAAGAUUGUUAAAGAGAACUGGUGACACUACAUUAUUCAGGUCCUUGUUCCAUUAAUUCCAGCCUUCAAGUAACUUUCUAAUGGUUCAUGAAGCUCAUCUUGUACAGGAACAGGAAGUUCUACCCUUUCAAAUAUUUUUCAUUGCUUCUCAUUUCUCAAUCUGGAAAUUGUAAAUUGGAUACUCAAUUUUUGUUCUUGGGAUUUUUCAAAUAUGCAACUUCUUUUUACCUGAUAUGAUUGUUAGAUGUGAAACAUUUAUCCUGUUCUGCUUAUCCAAAUAAAUAACGAAAUAAAUAAAACCUUAAACUGUCA